AUGGAUAAUGAGCAGCAUGAAAACCAUGUAAAAACCCAAAACGCAGUGUCGAUUGAUAUCGUCAACACAAAAAAGAAUAUCAACGAUGAACUCAAUAAAGAUCCUGAUAAUAACGAUAAUUUUGAGGAUCAAAGUCAAAUCUUGCCAUUUAAACAAUUAGUGGUUGUAUUCGUAGGUUUAUUAUUGGCACUUUUCCUUGCUGCCCUCGAUCAAACAAUCGUAUCAACAUGUCUUCCGAAAAUUGCCUCGGAAUUCGACGCUCUUGAUAAAAUCGCAUGGGUUGGUACGGUAUAUUUAUUAACAGCCACAGCAGUUCAACCACUUUAUGGCAAGUUUUCGGAUAUUUUUGGGCGAAAGUCUGUUUUUCUAUUUGGCGUUAUUAUAUUUUUGGUAGGAAGUGCGUUAUGUGGAGCUUCUCAGACCAUGACAAUGCUUAUUAUUUUCAGAGGUGUUGCUGGAAUGGGUGGAGGUGGUAUUAUUAGUAUGAUUAUGGUUAUAAUAUCGGACGUGGUUUCACUUCGAGAUCGUGGAAAGUAUCAAGGAUCUAUUGGUGGCGUAUUUGGAAUUGCUUCUGUCGUCGGUCCUUUAAUUGGUGGCGCUUUCACGGAUCAUGCUUCUUGGUGGGCAUUCUACGUAAAUUUACCUAUCGGCUUUGGAACAAUCGUCUUAAUCAUAGUUUUCCUUAAAUUACGAAGCGUUUCCGGCUCAAUUAAAGAAAAAAUUGCACGAAUUGAUAUUUUGGGUAGUCUUUUAACUAUGCUCUCUAUUAUAUGUCUGUUAUUACCAACAAACUGGGGAGGAAAUGAAUACGAAUGGAACAACUGGAGAGUCAUUUUACUUUAUUGUAUUGGUGGGAUUCUUGUCUUUGUCUUGAUUUACGUUGAACUACGAGUCGCCAUUGAGCCAGUUAUUCCGCCGAGUAUGUUCAAAUAUCGGACUGUGAAUGCCGUUUUUGUAUCAAAUUUCUUUAUUGGAACAGUGUUUUUCUCAUUGAUUUUCUUUACUCCGUUGUUUUUCCAGACCGUAAAACAUUCCUCUGCUACUUCAGCUGGUCUUCACUUGAUCCCUCUUAUCUGCGGUCUCGUGGUGUUUUCGAUCCUUUCAGGAAUUGGAGUCUCAAUAACUGGUCACUGUAGAGAAUUCGUUUGGAUUGGCACUAUCAUGCUGACUGUCGGCUGCGGACUUAUGACUAUGUGGGAUGCAGACACGAAUAAUGGCAAAUUAAUAGGAUAUUUAAUUGUGUGUGGUUGUGGAAUGGGACUCCUCUUGCAAACUACUUUGCUUGCAGCGCAAAGUGCUGUUCCACACAAGGAAAUUGCGGUAGUCACUUCAAUGGCAAAUUUCUUCCGAGCUGUCGGUGGGAUCUUCGGCUUAGCAAUAAACGGUUCGGUGUUCAACAACAUUCUCAGAAACCGGUUUAAAGAAAUUGUCGCCUCUUCACACUACGUACCCCCCAACAUCAUUAACUCGGAAAACAAUGUUAGUGCCAUAUAUCAGAUUCCGGAUCCGGUAUUGCGUGGAAAAGUUAUUGAUGCAUUUGUAAGUGCCAUUAGCGCAAUCUAUAUGGUUACUAUACCGUUUGCAGUGUUGGCAUUUUUGUCGAGUUUAUUUUUGAAGCAUCAUAAGAUACAGAAAACUCCCGGUGCGAGUGACACUACCACCAAAUGA
Ambispora leptoticha is the source of this 1668-nucleotide messenger RNA. Lineage: Eukaryota; Fungi; Glomeromycota; Glomeromycetes; Archaeosporales; Ambisporaceae. The record is from the annotation of a GenBank genome assembly.